UGCUGGGGUGCUGCGGUGGGGUUGCAUGGCGUUGCAAGGUUGCAGCCAUGAAGAUUCACGGUAUUGUAAGUGUGCAUCUGUAGGGUGGUAUUUCAAGGGUGCGCCUACGGGAGUGCCCGGCGUUGCAAGGUGCACCUCUGGACGCGUAUGUCAUUGCAAAGGGUGCAGCUGUGGAGAGCCAUCGCUGCACACCCUGUCCGAGGUGCUCUUCUGCCAGCCGGACACGCCGUCGCUGGGGCUGUCGGUGGCCUUCGACUCGGAGCAGCUCUUCUCAUUCGAUGUCCCCAGCUCGCAGUGGCUGCCGCAGCUCCCCGAUGGCCCCGCGUGGCCCACAGGCACCGAGCAGCCCCAGGAGCUGGAGCACGACACCACGCUGUGCCUCAGGCUGCAUGACGUGCUCACCAAGAUUGCCACUGAGCUGCCAAUGCCUGAAGCCAAGGGCAUCCCAGUGGCUGACGUCUUCCUGCAGCAGCCGUUGCAGCUGGGCUAUCCCAACACACUGGUCUGUAUGGUGGGCAACAUCUUCCCCCCGGCCAUCACCAUCAGCUGGCAGCGGGACGGCAUCCCCAUCACCGACGGCGUCACCCAGCUCACCUACAUCCCCAUGGAGGACCUGAGCUUCAUGCGCUUCUCCUACCUGGAGGUGACGCCUCACUCUGGUGACAUCUACUCCUGCAUUGUCACCCGCGAGAGGGACAACAUCUCUGUGGUGGCUUAUUGGGUGCCGCAGGACCCCAUCCCUUCGGACACGUUGGCCAUGGCGGUGUGCGGUGCGGUGACGGCGCUGGGCGUCCUGCUGGCACUGCUGGGUUUGGGGCUGCUGCUGUCCGCCCGCCGGCAUAGGAUGUGGGGACAGCGGGGACAGUGGGGACAUCGACCCCGUACUCAUUGGUAUCCUCCACGAGUUGCUCCCUCGGCUUGGGAACGGUGGCAGUGAUGUAAUUAAAGCCCUUCGUUUGCA
Molecule: messenger RNA, 961 nt
Organism: Lagopus leucura (white-tailed ptarmigan)
Lineage: Eukaryota; Metazoa; Chordata; Aves; Galliformes; Phasianidae
Product: class II histocompatibility antigen, M alpha chain
Exons: 4
Coding region: 26-937 (303 amino acids)
Biological process (GO): positive regulation of T cell activation; immunoglobulin production involved in immunoglobulin-mediated immune response; peptide antigen assembly with MHC class II protein complex
Cellular component (GO): MHC class II protein complex; membrane
Molecular function (GO): MHC class II protein complex binding
Source: RefSeq, a predicted model, not a curated record